Toxorhynchites rutilus septentrionalis is the source of this 2697-nucleotide messenger RNA. RefSeq lists its product as uncharacterized. Bases 1 to 2697 code for a protein of 898 amino acids. The transcript has a single exon. Gene Ontology annotation, molecular function: nucleic acid binding. The record is from RefSeq and is a predicted model, not a curated record. Gene Ontology annotation, biological process: DNA integration. Lineage: Eukaryota; Metazoa; Arthropoda; Insecta; Diptera; Culicidae.
AUGACUUUCGGUGCGUGCUGCUCUCCAAGCAGCGCUCAAUAUGUUAAAAACAUAAAUGCUGAACGGUUCUCUAGGAAAUACGCAGAUGCAGUGAACGCUAUCGUCCAGCAACACUACGUGGACGAUAUGUUGGUGAGCGUAGACUCCGAAGAAACAGCUAUUCGACUAGCUCAGGAGGUAACGUACGUACAUGCCCAAGGCGGGUUCGAAAUCCGUAACUGGGUCAGUAACUCAACAGCUGUUAUAACUGUAUUGAAUCAGCCAAAAGCGAACGCGAAAAGUCUGGAUUUGUCUACUGAAAUAUGCACCGAGAAAGUACUAGGAUUGUGGUGGUGUACAGAGUCGGAUUCGUUCACAUACAGAGUCGGAUGGGACCGAUAUGAAGAAACGUUGUUGAAAGGACUACGUCGACCAACAAAACGAGAAGUGCUUCGAGUUCUUAUGACAAUUUUUGACCCUCUCGGAUUGAUUGCGCAUUUUCUCAUAUUCCUGAAGAUUUUGCUGCAGGAAAUUUGGCGCUCUGGUGUUCAGUGGGACGACACCAUCAACGAUGUUUUGUUCGAUAAAUGGCGAUCCUGGCUGCGUGUGCUACCAACAGUUGAAAAAGUACGAGUUUCCCGGUGUUAUUUUGUUCAAACGUCCUGCGAGUAUCAAGCUGAGUUUCACACCUUUGUCGACGCUAGUGAGAACGGGUUUGCUGGUGUGUCAUUCCUUCGUUUCAUCUGUGGUGAUCAGAUAAAAUGUACCAUAGUUGCCGCAAAAACCAGAGUCGCACCGUUAAAGUUCCAAUCUAUUCCAAGACUCGAACUGCAGGCCGCCGUGUUAGGAGGAAGAUUAGCACAUACGAUUCUAGCAUGUCUCUCAAUUCAAAUUACAAGACGCAUUUUUUGGACUGACUCUCGCGACGUUUUAUGCUGGAUUAAUUCCGAUCACCGUCGUUUUACACAGUUCGUAGCGCACCGGGUUAGCGAGAUUCUCGACAUAACAGAGGCGGAAGAGUGGCGUUGGGUGCCUACGAAACAUAAUGUGGCAGAUGAUGCAACAAAGUGGGAGACUAAACCGGAUCUGACACCAAACAGCAGAUGGUUCAACGGUCCUAGAUUCCUGUGGAAAACCGAAGAAGAUUGGCCACAACAACCAAUACGAAAGAGCUCAACCAAUGAAGAGUUGCGUCCCAAUUUGGUGGCUCACCUGUCGAACCAAUCACCGCUAAUAUGUGUUACUGAUUUCUCCAAAUGGCAACGGCUGAUCAACGUCGUCGGAUUUGUGUUUCGUUUUCCGAACAACUGUCGUCUGAAGAGCAAACAUCAAUCAAUUUGCACCGGACCGUUAUAUUUAGAGGAGAAACGUGCGGCCGAGGAACAUGUGGUCCGUCAAGCCCAACAGGAUGUUUUCCUUGAUGAAAUAACUGCUCUAAGAAAACAACAACUCAUAUCGAGAAGCAGUUCUCUAGUUAAGUUCAGCCCCUGGUUAGAUGACCGAGGAGUUCUGAGGAUGCGAGGCCGAAUUUCCAACUGUGUGUUCAUUACAGAAGAAGCAAAAAAUCCUAUAAUUUUACCCCGUGACCACUACGUUACUACCUUGAUUAUCAUGCAUUACCACCACAAAUUUCACCAUUUAAACCAUGAGACUGUUAUAAAUGAGAUACGACAAAAAUACUCGAUUUCGCGAAUUCGCGUUUGCUACGCCAAGGCUAGAAGAGCCUGUCAACGCUGCAAGAAGGCCAGAGCAGUACCAUCUCCUCCAAUCAUGGCGGACCUUCCAACUGCUAGAUUAGCAGCACAUUCUCGACCCUUUACCCACGUAGGGAUAGACUAUUUCGGACCGAUGGAGGUAGCCAUAGGAAGAAGAGUUGAAAAACGAUGGGGAAUGCUGGCUACAUGUAUGACGAUCAGAGCUGUUCACAUAGAAGUCGUCCAUUCACUAAGCACCGAUUCCUGCAUCAUGGCUAUCCGCAAUUUAAUUGCUCGUCGUGGAGUUCCUCGUCACGUUUACUGUGAUCGCGGAACCAACUUUGUUGGCGCUAGCAACGAGUUGACUAGAGUGGAUAAACUGCUGAACAAAGAAGCCAUCAUAAAAGAGUUUUUGGGUUACGAAAUAGCAUGGUCGUUUAAUCCACCAGCAUCGCCCCAUAUGGGUGGUAGUUGGGAGCGUAUGAUCCGCAGCGUGAAGAGCAAUCUGAUGUCUCUAGAAAUACCCCGUAAACCAUCAGACGAAGUACUACGUAAUGCGCUGACUGAAAUAGAAGGUUCAUUAAAUGCAAGGCCGCUUACACACGUUCCAAUCGAAGAUCACGCGGCUCCAGCACUAACCCCUAAUCACAUUCUUCUUGGAAGCUCUAACGGGACGAAGCCACUUACGUUUUUAGAUGAUAGCAGCGUUGUCGUGCGUCAAUGUUGGCGAACUUCUCAGAUCAUUGCCAACCAAUUUUGGAAACGUUGGCUAUCGGAAUACCUACCAGAGAUAACUAGGAGAACCAAGUGGCAUUCAGCCUGUGUGCUACCGGUGAAGAUCGGUGACGUGGUCAUCGUUGUAGAUCCAAAGUUACCUCGCAAUUGUUGGCCAAAGGGAAGGGUAAUAGCAACUCGUCCUGGCAAAGAUGGAGAAGUAAGAUCCGCAACGGUUCGAACAUCCGGGGGAGUGUAUGAGCGCCCUGUGGUUAAGCUUGCUGUAUUGGACGUUCGCGAUGGAAAGUAA